This is a messenger RNA of Neoarius graeffei (lesser salmon catfish), 1062 nucleotides long. Its product is annotated as cyclin-dependent kinase 12-like. Lineage: Eukaryota; Metazoa; Chordata; Actinopteri; Siluriformes; Ariidae. Bases 105 to 974 code for a protein of 289 amino acids. The record is from RefSeq and is a predicted model, not a curated record. The transcript is spliced from 11 exons.
CAUCCUUGGACCGCUGAAGGACCGCUACCCAUAGACGACAACGGACGGAAGAACCAGCCACAACUUAAUAGGACUAGGUCACCAAGAGUACAAGUCUGUAAGAAAUGUAUGUAGUCGUUUCCUUCCCCGCGGAGGGCUUGUUUUUUGUGGUGCCUGUUUCAUGGAUCAUAGAAGAUAAAUGUUACUGGCCUCCCUUUAAAACGCUGGACAAGGUAAAAAAGGCUGCCCUACAAAAUGAAACCCCUGACCCCAAUUGUUGGACACUUCAUCCAGUUGAGGUGCUUAAAGUUAAAGACACAUACGAAAAGGCCCACGGCCACUACCUUAAAGCAAAAAGAGGAGAGAAGCUGGAGACAGAUGAGGAGACCAUGAAAAGAAAAAGAAAGCCAAACAUGAAAUUCAUCCAAUCCAGUGAUGAAGAAGAUGACCGUCCCUAUUUCCCUCCGGCUCCAAAAAUUCGGCGACUGCCAGAGAAAAUUUCUGUACCAAAUUCAGAGUUUACCAGUCAGGCACCACAGGUCCCAACCACCACCACCCUGCCUCUACCACCACCACCACAACUCCCACCUCUACCACCACUACCGCAGCGCCCACCCAGCCAUGAAGUAUACAGUCAAUCACACAGAACCCCUUCAGUCACCAGGACCAGUACUUACCCUGCAGUGUUGUCCAACCAAGCAGCCAGUCCCCCGUUGGAAACCUCACAUCUUUUUCUGACAUCCAGCCAUGGAGAGUUUACCAGUCAGGCACCACAGUUCCCCACCACCACCACCAUCACCUCUACCACCACUACCACAGCUUCCAACGAUUUCGCCUCUGCCAGCACCACCACAGCUUCCAUCGAAGUCACCUCUUUUUCGAACAUCCAGCCAUGGAGAGUUUACCAGUCAGGCACAGCAUCAUCCAUCAAAUCAGCAAAUCAGCAUCCAGCAAGAUUUUUGCAGACUUGUUCUGCAGCACCUCCGGACGAUUGAGGAGGAGGUUAAGGAGGUUAAGCAGCAGGUGGCUGCAAAUACGGCCAUUCUGCAGAAGCUAGGGGGUGCUGGUGUGGCAGACCUUUGC